AUGCAAAUCAAAAACUCCCUCCUUCUGGCAACGGCGUUGACCGCCGGCUCGUCUGUUGCCCGUCUGCACGGCCACGAGCGCCGCCACGUCCACAACGACAAGCGCGCCGUCGGUGACAUGGUCUAUGCCACCAUCAACGGCGUCCUCGUCUCCUGGAUCAACGAAUGGACCGGCCACGCCGCCACCGCCGUCUCCAGCGACUCGCAGGCGGAGGCCACCACCGUGCCCACCACCGCGUCCGCGUCCGCGCCGUCGACCGUGUCGGCCGUCCCCACCUCCCCCGUGACCCUCACUCCGGGCUCCUGCUCCGACUGGAAGGCCACCCGCGACGACGACAACUACUCGACCGACGGCUUCGGCGAGCGCACCUACGCCAACGGGCUCGAGUACAUCUGGUACAAGGGCAACGUCGGCAACCCGUGGGGCAGCAACAUCAUCGAGGUGGACGGCUCCAAGGCCUGCGAGUACAAGCACGUCGUGCGCAUCGGCGGCCAGCAUCAGAAGCCCUGGACCAUCAAGUUCUGGAACAAGAUGGGCCCCGACGGCAAGCUCACCGGCUGGUACGGCCACUCCGCCCUGACCAUCAAGCUGCAGCCCGGCGAGACCAAGUACGUUGCCUUUGACGAGGACUCCCAGGGCGCCUGGGGUGCCGCGGAGGGCGAUGAGCUCCCCACCGACCAGUACGGCGGCUACGCCUGCACCUGGGGCGAGUUCGACUUCGGCAACACCCACAACAACGGCUGGUCCGGCUGGGACGUCUCCGCCAUCCAGGCCCAGUUCGCCAACCUCUUCGUCCAGGGUAUGCGCAUCUGCGACGCCGAGGGCCAGAAGUGCUCCGCCAUCUCCAGCCUCGCCAAGUCGGUCCUCAACGCCUACACCAAGGCCGAGGAGGGCGUCGACGGCAUCGGCGGCAACCAGGUCUCCGGGCCGGUGCGUCUUCUCGUGGAUAUCGACUACAACGAGUAA
Aspergillus terreus NIH2624 is the source of this 966-nucleotide messenger RNA. RefSeq names its product allergen Asp F4 (gene aspf4). Gene Ontology annotation, molecular function: IgE binding. The coding region runs from base 1 to 966 and encodes 321 amino acids. The record is from RefSeq and is a predicted model, not a curated record. Lineage: Eukaryota; Fungi; Ascomycota; Eurotiomycetes; Eurotiales; Aspergillaceae. Gene Ontology annotation, cellular component: extracellular region. The transcript has a single exon.